AUGGCGGCUCCUCUUCGAGCUAAACGGCUCGCCGAAGCGGAUCAGUGGCGCCGCCACGCGCCUCCGAGAUCCGGCGGCAGCAGCGGAAGCGAACACUCCGCCGACGAUUGUCUUUCCGAGCUGGUGCUCGAUUUUUUGGAAGACGGCUGCCGGAGUCCAUCGCCGCCGGAAGCGGAGGAUUGUUGUUCCGACGCGGCGGAGGUCGAUGUUGUAGCGGCCGAUUGUACGGAGGUCGUCGGCGAAAUCCGGAAUAUUGUAAAGCCCGUGAACGGCGGCUAUGUUGAGCCGUACAGAGAGCUGCUUGUGGCUAAUGUUUGGGAAGCGGCGGAAAUGGCUUCGUCGGACGGCGUCGUUUCGCGGCGGAGGCUCGUGACUUUCCUCCGCGAAUUCCACCAUAAURCGGCUAUUUGCAAGACGAAGUGGGGAAACUCCGGCGAUUUCGCCGCCGGCGACUACGAGUUCAUCGACGUCGUCAACGGGAACCUCCGGUACUUGAUUGAUGUCAACUUUCGUGCCCAAUUCGAGAUUGCGAGGGCAACGAUCCACUAUUCAGAGUUAUUGAAAUGUCUACCUACGAUUUUCAUCGGGACGCCAACAGAGCUAAAAAGGAUCGUAAGGAUCAUGUGUGAUGCAGUAAAGAGAUCGCUCAAUCAAACAAAGCUUUCAAUGCCUCCAUGGAGGAAGAAUAAUUACAUGGUGAAGAAAUGGUUGGGGUCAUAUCGUCGAACUACAAAUCCAGUUCCCGAUAAGAUGUCGGUGUCGAAUACUUCACUUGGUUCAUCGGUGAAAUGUAGGUGGCUUGGAUUUGACAUCGUCAUCUCUGAUGUGGAGGUAAAUGACUGUGCUUUUGUUUGCUGAAGAUCGAUCAAGACAAUCUAGAGACAACAAUUAAAGGAAAAAAGUAGCAAUAUUACUAUUAGCUCCACCRCUAAAUUUUUGACAAAUAGGAGUAUGGAUCGAGGAUAGAAAGGAAGAGAGAAAAAUUAUAUUUUUGCAAAAAAAAAAUUUUAAGUUAGUAGGUAAGUAUUAUUCUUUAUUUGGUCUUGAGUUUUAAAAACUCGGAUACUAAAUAAAGUAUGAGUCAAAUUUGUCGUGCUUACGUGGAAUAUGUUUGUUUAAAUGUUCAAAUAUGUCCAC
Momordica charantia (bitter melon) is the source of this 1137-nucleotide messenger RNA. RefSeq lists its product as uncharacterized. NCBI's taxonomy places the organism in Eukaryota, Viridiplantae, Streptophyta, Magnoliopsida, Cucurbitales, Cucurbitaceae. The record is from RefSeq and is a predicted model, not a curated record.